Molecule: messenger RNA, 1531 nt
Organism: Nanorana parkeri
Lineage: Eukaryota; Metazoa; Chordata; Amphibia; Anura; Dicroglossidae
Product: E3 ubiquitin-protein ligase TRIM11-like
Exons: 1
Coding region: 1-1527 (508 amino acids)
Molecular function (GO): protein binding; zinc ion binding
Source: RefSeq, a predicted model, not a curated record
AUGGCCUCUAUGGACCUGAGACAGGAGCUGAACUGCCCCAUCUGCUUGGAGGUUUAUCGAGAUCCUGUAACCCUGAAGUGCGGACACACUUUCUGCCUGGCCUGUAUACAUCGUCUACUUUGUAAACAGGGUGAGUCCAAAGUUUAUACCUGUCCGGAGUGCAGGCAGAAAUCAAGACCACCGCUUAAGAAGAACAUUGCUCUCAGCAGAAUAGUGGAGAGAUUCCAUGCUGGUCAUACUGACAAGGAUGGGAACACAGUCUUGUGUACAUACUGUGACUUCCCGGUGCUGGCUCUGAGGUCUUGUCAGCAGUGUGAGACUUCUUUGUGUGCUGAUCACUUGAGAAAACACAAUGAGACGGUGAAACACAACUUACUUCCACCUACAGCUGAGUUCCGGAAAAGGAGGUGUCCAGUCCACGGGAAGAUCAUGGAAUAUUAUUGUACCGAGGACUCUGUCUGUGUCUGUGCAUCAUGCAGGCUAGAUGGAGAACACCGAGGACAUCAGGCGGAGCUGAUGGAGGAGGCCGCAGAGAAGAAACUGAGACCAGUGCUGAAGAAGGCAAAACACGAGCAAGAAAAGAGUGAGAAGAGAAUCCAGAGCCUGCAGGAACGCAGGACAAGAGUGCAAGAGGUAGCAGCCAAAGUAACACAGAGAGCCACUGCUGAACUUAGCAGUAUGAAGAAGCAGUUGGAAGAUCUGGAGAAGAUGGUCCCCAAUGGGAUCGCCAGGUGGGAAAUGCAGAUUUCACAGUCUGUCACUGAUCUGGUCCAACAAUUGGAAACCAAAAAGGAGAAUCUGACCAGAAAGAUAUGUUACUUGGAGGGGCUGCAUGAUCUGGGCGACCCACUAAGUGUAUUACAAGACCAGGAACUAGACAAAGACUUGUAUGACACCGAGGAGGCACUGCCUGAUGACCCUGAAUUUCCUGAUCUAGAGGAGGAGAUGAUCUCCAGAGCAUUACACAAAUUAUCCAACAUGGUAACAAGCGCAAAGAUGUGGAUACGCAAACCUGCAGACAUAUUGCUGGACGUCUGCACAGCGGCCGAUAACCUCUGGAUAUCAGACGACUUAAAAAGUGCCUUCAGGUCAGAGAUAAAACUGCCUUUUCCAAAAACACCAGAGAGACUUGAGUAUUGUGGGGUUCUAAGUCUCUGCAGCUUCUCCUCUUGGCAGCAUUACUGGGAGGUGGACACCAGCCAGUCGGAUAGCUGGAAAGUCGGAAUGUGUUACCCCAGCAUCAGCAGGAAAAGCCACAUCAGUAUGAUUGGGCAGGGCAGUGACUCCUGGUGCUUGCGGAGGUUGAAGGAUAACUAUAACAUGAUGCAUGACGCUGAUCAUAUCCAUUUACCUCACAAACCCUCUAGCCAUAAAUUUUGUAUCUAUCUGGAUUACGAGGCUGGCCAGCUUUCCUUCUAUGAGCUGGGAGACCCAAUGAGACACUUGCACACCUUCAUGACUACCUUCACUGAGCCCCUCCAUGCUGUCCUUGCAGCCUUUCAAGGGUCCAUUACCAUUAGUAACUAGUUAU